ACCCCACUACCUACAAUUCUACACAACUCUCUCUUUACGAAUUAUCCUUACACAGCAUCUAUAAACCUCGAACACCAUCAUGGCAGACCUCAACCUCCAAGAGAUUCACGACCUGCUGCUCAAUGUCGCCCAAGAAGCAGGGCGAAUGAUGCUCGCAGCAACACCCUCCUACCUCUCCUCCGGCACCAAAUUGAACUCCGCCGACCUCGUCACCGAAACCGACAAAGCCGUCGAAAAAAUGGUCUCCACGCGCCUCCUCUCCGCCCACCCAACCUUCCAAUUCAUCGGCGAAGAAACCUACUACCCCGGCCAAAAGCUCACCUCCGCGCCAACAUUCAUCGUCGACCCCAUCGACGGCACUACAAACUUCGUACAUGCCUUCCCUGCGUUCUGCAUCUCCCUCGGAUUUACCGUCGACAAGAUCCCCACUGUCGGUGUUGUGUAUAAUGCGUACUUGGAUGAGUUAUAUACUGCCAUUAAAGGACAUGGCGCCUUCUUGGUACGUAAUGGAGGAGAGAAACAGAGGUUGCCGCUGAAGCAGGAGCCGGAGCCACUGAAGGAUCUGAGUACGUGUCUGGUGGGCACGGAGUGGGGGAGUGAUAGAACAGGAAACAAUUUCGCGCUGAAAUGUAAAGUGUUUUCCAAACUAGCAGCUUCAAAGGAAGAGGGUGGUGCUAUGGUCCACUCGCUGCGGGCGUUGGGAUCAGCGGCUUUGAACCUGGUAGCUGUGGCGAGUGGACAGCUGGAUGUGUACUGGGAGGGUGGAUGCUGGGCUUGGGAUGUGGCUGCGGGGUGGUGUAUUUUGGUUGAGGCGGGUGGGAUUAUGGUUGGUGGGAAUCCGGGGGAUUGGGAGGCUGAGGUGGAGGGGAGGAAAUACCUUGCUAUUAGGGGGGCGCCGAGUGGGCAGAAGGAGAUUGUGGAGGAGGUUUGGGGGGUUGUUGGGGAGGGGAGGUUGAUUUAUGAGAGUUGAGGAGGGACGAGUGAUGAGUUAUGACUGCGAGAGAGUGUGUAUAGAAUGCAUUGGUGCCGUCCAUAGAAGGCAUGGCUUGCAUAAUAGAUGCAUGGGAUAGACAUAGACUGCAUGGAAUUCAAUACAUAUAUCAAAUUC
Cadophora gregata is the source of this 1108-nucleotide messenger RNA. RefSeq lists its product as uncharacterized. The transcript has 2 exons. Gene Ontology annotation, biological process: signal transduction; phosphatidylinositol phosphate biosynthetic process; inositol metabolic process. Gene Ontology annotation, molecular function: inositol monophosphate 1-phosphatase activity. Bases 80 to 970 code for a protein of 296 amino acids. NCBI's taxonomy places the organism in Eukaryota, Fungi, Ascomycota, Leotiomycetes, Helotiales, Ploettnerulaceae. The record is from RefSeq and is a predicted model, not a curated record.